Messenger RNA from Notodromas monacha, 1226 nucleotides. Lineage: Eukaryota; Metazoa; Arthropoda; Ostracoda; Podocopida; Cyprididae. The record is from the annotation of a GenBank genome assembly.
GCAUUGCCUUUGCUUGAUUACAAUCUUGAAGUCACUCAAUGGUUGUGGAGAAACUUAGGAGGACCCAUUUCAGGUAAAUCCACUUUCAAGUCCUGGGGGUCGUUCUUAAAGUGGUGCACCACCAGCAUCAGCACACAGGACAUUGUGCGAGAACUCGCCAAAUGGCUUCCAAAGGAAAAGUCCUCUCAAUGCCUCGACUCGAGUCAAAACAAGUCCUGCAUCGUGGUCGGGAACAGUGCCAAUUUGCUGGGCAAAAACCUGGGCGUCGUAAUCGACUCCCACGACGUCGUGUUCCGACUCAACACUGCCAAAACCCGGAAUUUCGAGUCCGACGUUGGGUCAAAGACAUGCAUGAGGAUCAUAUAUCCGGAAAGUGCUUCUCUAGUCGCCAACAAUCAGAGCCGGGAAUCCGAAAUACUCUUUCAGGCUUACAAAGACGAGGAUCUUUUGUGGCUACUUCUUGCCAGUGACCAGCGAGUCAACUCUGUGAUCCGGGAUUCGCUCUUCCACGGGCUCAAGUUCUGGGCUAAGUUUGCUGGGCUGGAGAUUGGUGAUGCCAAGAACUGCCCUGGCUGGUGGUUGGACCAACCUGCACUUGACAACCGGCGGGUGGGCUACCGUGAAUUGAUCAACCAGCAGGUGACCAGACACGCCAACGGAUUUCCUGUACCCAACCCAAGCACCUACUCGUCCAAAGUCCGCAGAACCUUCGUGCUGAACCCAUUGAUGAUGCGGAAUGUGCGACUCGUGGCGGGUUUGAAGGGCAACCCAACCUCGGGCCUCGUCGCCAUCGUGUUGGCAUUAAAGUCCUGCAAUUCCGUGACCAUUGCCGGGUUCGGGUACAGCAGGGAUCGCAGUGUGUCCGCACAUUACUACGAAGUCAAGGAGAGUUCCACGAUCCUCAACAGGAAGAACCCAGGGAGACACUCGGUGCGAGACGAGGCGAAUUUCAUCGCGAGACUCGCGGCUCGCCAUUUCAUCAAGAACCUGACGCCAUUUCCGUGAUAGGAUUUUGCCUCUCUUUUUUUCUUAAAUUUAUUUCCUGCAUGUCGUGUAUGUCCUCAUGUAUAAUACCAAGUCAUUCAAGUGCAAACGAAGUAAAAGAGAAGCAGAACCACUUCCCAUAGGUACAGAAAACAAAACUGAGGAGUGUUGGACUAUUAGAUAAAGAAAUAUGUUACAGUAUACUGAGCAAUAAAACAAAGCAUUGAGAUGGACACGGAAAA